Molecule: messenger RNA, 8565 nt
Organism: Plasmodium gonderi
Lineage: Eukaryota; Apicomplexa; Aconoidasida; Haemosporida; Plasmodiidae
Product: reticulocyte binding protein 1b
Exons: 2
Coding region: 1-8565 (2854 amino acids)
Source: RefSeq, a predicted model, not a curated record
AUGAAGAAAGGAUUUUAUUGGACAACGUUUUUUGGCCUAAUGUUUGCAUCUUUUGAUAUAAAUAAAGGGGAAAAUGUUUUACACAAUAUAAGGAAACAUUACGACAAUUUCAGCUUUUUCACAUUUUAUGAGGACUUAAAGAAAAACAAAAUUUUCAAGAACAAGGGUGUUAAAAAGAAGAAAUUUAAAAGUGUAGAAAUAGACAAUGCACAUGAAUUUGAUAAAGAAUUUAAUAAAACAAAUAAUGAAGAUGGAACAGGACAAAAUGAAUCUUACAACUCUUCAUUUAUAAGCUUAGGUAGCACUUACCCGAAAAAUGAUCAACCUUAUGAUAAGGAUGUAGGUAAGGUUAUUUUAGAAUCUCCCCAUGGAACAAAUGAUAUUGUUAAAAGUUCCCAUAGUUUAGAGAACACUGGAAAUUUUAAUGUCCCAAAUGAAAAAUUGGGAUCCUUAUAUAAAAUCGUUUUAGAAGAUUAUAUUAAUAAUCUGAAAGAUUCGGACACCAUUUUCUUAAUGGAGUUUGAUUAUGUAGAUUUACAAUCAAUAAAAGAAAUUAGGUAUCUCAUUCCAGAGGGUAAAGAAUAUUAUAACUAUUACAAUGACGAACUUGAAAAAAAAAUUAACGAGAAUUCAAAUAAAUUAGACGAAUUGAUUAAAAAUAGUAUUAAAGCAAAAAAUGAAAUGAUAAAAAUAGAUGCUGUAGUGAAAUUUCGUAAAAAUUCAUCUUCAGGAAUAAAUAUAGAAGAUGAAGAUGUAAAAAAAUUAAAAUUAGCAAAGGAGACCCUUGAAAAGUAUGUGAAUGAGUAUACUAAUAAAAUUAAACCUGUGGUACAUGAUAUUAGAAAUAAAGCAUACGAGUAUUUGAAAAAAUCAAAUUGUACACACCAUUGUAAUGCUUAUAUUUUAAACUAUGCUCGUCUUCUAAAUAAAUAUAUAAAAAAUAUUGCAACUAUUAAGGACGAGUCAGUUAUUACUAUUGAUAAAAGUAUUAAUGAUUAUAAUACUUUGGAUAAAAUAUUAGAACACGCUAAAAAAGAUAAUAUAGAUAUAAACGAUACUAUAUAUCUUUUGAAGAUAUUAGGAGAAGAAGUAAAAGACCUUCAGAAUAUGUAUGUUAUUAACAGAUCAUUAAUUAAUGAUGCAAGUAGUAUAUUAUCUGACAUACAUGCAAAUGGUCGAUUGUUUAAUACGAAGGAGGGAAAAAUUUUAAAUAGCUCAAAAGAAUUAAUUAAUAACUAUUGUGUGUUCCAUCAUAUUAUGAUUUUGAAUAUUCCAAUUAAGAAAAUGUAUGAAGAGAAAAUAAAAGAAUCUAAUGAUUUAUUUUCUAAAAUUAUAGAUAAAUUAAAAGAAGAAGCUUAUUCAUUAAUUAAUAUUAUAUUUGUUGACACAGAAAGUGUUAAUAUUCUUAAAUCAUCAGAAAAAAUUGUUGAAUAUGCAGAAAAAAUAUUUCAGGAAAACAAGAAGAAAGUCGAGUUUUUUAAAAGGUAUCCAAAUAUAAAGACACACCCUAAAAUGGAAGAUAUUGAGAAUGAAUACAAAGAAGAAGCGGAAACCAAAGAAGAAAUAUUAAGAGCAUUUGAAUUAAUCUCUAAUAAAUGCGAGAGUUUGUAUCAUAUAAGAAGAAAUAGACAUUUAAAUAAGGUAAAUGAAAUAACAAAAUAUGAAAAUAGCACAACAAAGGCACUUUUACUUUUAGAUGAAAUAUCUAAUGUUAAUGAAGAAAGAAAUGUAAUAAAACAGGGUGCUAUAACAUUAAAUAAUAUGCAUGAGAACAUGUUAAAUUUAAAAAAUAAAAUUAAUGAAAUAGAAAUAAAGGUGGAUAAUGUUGAUGAGGUCAACAAAUUAAAGGAAAAGGAAGAAAAACUUGCACAAUACGAAAAAGAAAUUAAAGAAAAGAUAAAAGACAUGACUAACAAAAUACGCAAGUUAAAAGAAAUCAUUGUUUUAAGAGAUAAGGGAAAUCAAGAUAUUGCAACAAUUAAUGAAUUAAUUAAUAUAGAAUCAUACAGCAAUCUACAUGAAUUUAUAAAUAAAAAGGAUAAAGCGAAUGAUGAGAUUAAUUCCAUAUUUAAAGAUUUAUAUAAUGGGGAUAUGUAUGACCUUAUUGAAACCAUUGGUACAAUUGUUCGUGAAAAGCGUAAAAUAAUAGAUGAAACAUUUAAUAUUAAUCAAAUGGACCAAGUUGAAAAACAUAUCGAUGAAUUAAGAUCUGCUUAUACCAAAUUAGAUACUAUUACCAACGAAAAAUUGAUAAAUACCUAUGAUAAAUUAAGGAAUGAAACAAAUAAUACAGAAUAUCUUAAAAGUUAUAUUGCAAAGAAGCAAAGCGAAGACCUGAAUAAUAAAAUGACAGAAUCUUUAGACAUAUAUAAAAGUGAAUAUGAUGAAUUAAAAAAAAAUAUAGUAGAAUACGAAAAAGAAGAAAAAAUAUUAGAACAGUGUAAGGAAAACACCUUAAAAAAGGAAGAAGAAUAUUUCAGUGAGUUGAGAGUAUCUAAUGAUGCUCUGAAAGAAACAUACAGUUGUUCAGGUUUCGACAAAAUAAAAAAUACUUUUUCGAAGAGUAAAUAUGAGUUAUCCCAAAAAAUGGAUCACAUUAAGAAUGUGAAAAAGAAUAUGGAUAAAUAUUUAAAAUUUUACAAUCAUAUGGAAAAUUAUUUCCAUUUACUUGAUGAUAGUAAUUAUACUCAAGGAAUUAAAACAUUAAAAGGUAAUAUUCAACGUGAACUAACAAAUAAGCAAUUAAGUAUGUAUGAGAACAUAUACCAAAGCAAGACUGAGAAAAUACAAAAAAUUAUACAAAUAAUCGAAAGUUUAAACAAAAUUAUAGAUUCUCAUAACCGUUUAAACAAGGGCAUACAUGAAUGUAAAGGUAUUAAUGUAUCAAUUGACACUUUAAAAAUUAAAACAGCCGUUUUAAAGGACGAAUUGCAAAAAGCAAUUAGUUCAAUUGAAAAGGAUGUUUUAGUAAGUGAGAAUGUAAAAAAAAUAUUAUUAAAUAGGUUAAAAUCUGAAGUAAGUAAUAUAAAUGGUAAAUUAGAUGAAAAUAACAUGGGUGUUGUAGUAAAAAAAGCAACGGAUUUAAUAAAAAUUUACACCGAUUCAAAACGUUAUCUACAUGAAAAGAGAGAAGAAUAUCAUUUACAAGAUUCGUCAGAAAAGGUAAAUGAUUGGGGUGAAAUUAAAAGGGAAGUAGAUCAAUUAAAUGCUCAUUACAGUGCAUUUAACGAUAAUAAGGAUAACUUAUUUAUAAGCAAUUCUCUUACAUACUUAGAGUCAAUUUACAGUAUUGUGAGAGAACUGAUAAAUAACAUAAGGGAAGAGAAAAACAAAAUUGAAAGUUCUGUAAAAGGAAUAGAACAAAAAUUGCAAGCUAUAGAACUGAACGAAUAUUAUAAAAGUGUUAAAAUUGCAGAAAAUGAAAGUACAAUAAAAAAUAUGAAAGAAGACAUUAUUCCAAAACUUGAGGAAAAAAUUCGUUACUAUAGCAACCAAUUGACCACAUACGAUAAACAAUCGGAUAAUUUAAAUAAUAUAGACAAAAAUCAAGGGAGUGAUCUUACUCACAUUCUUGAUAUAAUAAAACAGAUGGAGGAUGUUUACAAGGAAUUAAUAAAAAUACCUAGUGAGUUACAAAAAGAGAGGGAUGAUAUAAAUAACAUAGAUGAAAAUAUAAAGAAGGUUCAAUUAGAAUACGAGAGAAAAUUAAUUGACGAAUUUUUGAAAAAUAUCACUCAGACAAGAAAUGAAGCUCAAGAUAAAACACAACAAAUUAUUGCGCUGAUUAAUAAAAUUGAAGAAAUAAAAAAAGAAACUGUAGAUACUAAGGAUAGAGCACUAGCAACUUCGAAUUGUGAAAAACAUCUUGGAGAUGCUAAAAAAUUGGAUGAAGAAAUAAAACACAUCGAAGAGUUAUCCAAGAAGUUAAAAGGUGAUACUAAUGUUUUGAACUCCUUGAACGAAGUUGUAAAAAUUAGAGAAGACGUUUAUUUAAAUAUGGAAAAGGUUAUAAACCAUUACAAUCAUAUAAAGGGGACUAUGAAUGAAAUUAAUGAAAUAAACGAACUAUUAUUAUCAGAGAAUUAUAACAGCAUUAUUAACUUUAUUGUAAGGAAUGUAAAUGAAUCUAAUAAAUACAGCGAAUUAAUAAGAACUGAAUUAAUAAAAUCAGAAGAUGCAACUGAGCAUGUGAAAGUACGUUUUAGGGAAGCAGAAGCAUUAAAAGAGCAAAUGAAGACAAAUUUAGAGGACAAUGAUGCAGAUAAAAUAAUCAAAGAAAUAAAAGAAAUAAGAAAAAUAAUUUUGAAUGAGAUAAAAAACACAGGUACAUAUUUGUUAAAUUCUGAAAAAUUUAAAACAAGUGGUCUAUUACACUUCGAUAGUGCGAAAGAAGGAAAAACAAAAUUUGAUUAUCUAAAAGAUCAUGAUAAUCCUGAACAUAAAAGAAUAACACAAUAUGAAAUAAAUGAAGUAUUAGAAAACAUGGUCAAAGUGCAACAUAACAUAGAUGAAGCGGACAAGUAUACAAAACAGACAAGGGUGUUGAAUGAAUCUACUUUGCAGUAUGAAAAACUAAUCAAUGACUUACUAAAUGAAUCUUUAAUUAGAAAAGUAAAAUUCAAUUGUGAAAAACUAAAAACAGAAAUAAACAUGGUAAUGAAUGAAAUGAAAAAUGCAGACAUUAAGAGUCAGGAAGAGUCGAAUAAUCAAGAACAAAUAGUUAAAGAAAUGAAAGAACAAUCUUUUAUUGAGGAUAAUGAAAAUGAAGAACUUAAUGAAGGCGCUAUGAAAGCAUUGUUAAAUAUAAAAAAUUACAGACAACAAUUAGACAACAUUUUAUUAAGUAUAAAAAGUGUAAGAAGCAAUAUGGAGCAAAUUUUAAGGAGUUCUAGCACUUCCGUGAUAACAACGUUAGCAAUUUCUCAACUGAGAAAUGAAAAUGACUUGGAUAAUUUAAAAAUAGUAGAAGAAAAUUAUAAAACAGCGUUGAAAAAAGUUAAACAUGAAAAUCAAAUUAUGAAAAAUGAAGAAAAAAGAUUAAACGAACUAUAUAAGGAUGCUAUUCGUGUAAAAGAAGAAUUAGAAGAACAAAAAAAAAAUUACGAAACAGAGUUGUUGAAAAUGAUAAAAGACAAUGCUGAUAAGAGAAUGGCUACAAUAGAGUUAACAAAAAAUGAAAUAAAUUUAUUGGUAAACCCUUCUAAAUCCAUAUUUUUUAAAUUAAAAUUAGAAAAAUUAGAUAUAAUGAAUUAUUUAAAUAGCUAUACUGUUCGAAUGAGGGACAUUUACGACGAAUGUGUGAAAAUAUAUGGACUAAUAAAAAGCUAUGAAUUUCCAAGUUCGAUUCCUUCUACAACAUACAGUGAAGCCCAAAUUAUAAGAAUAAAGGCACAAAAAGAAAAAGAGGAACUUAUAAAAAAGAAGGAGGAGUUAAAAGAAUUAUUAAGUUAUGUGAAAAAAGAGGAAUCCUCAAGGUUAUUAAAUGAAAUGAUAAGAAUUAUGAAUAGUAAAAAGGAAGACAUUGCCAAAAAUUAUACAAAAAUUAACGAAUAUGUAGAGAAUAUUAAAAAAAAUAUUACUGAUUUAAAAGUAUUAAAUGAUAUAAAUAACGGCUCGAAUAUAUUGAAUAAUGCAAUAAAUAAUGCUAAUGAAAUUAAAAGUACAAAAUACAUGUACCAUAAGAAGGAAGCGGAAAAUAUAUAUGAAAACAUGAUCCACGUGGCAAAUUAUUUUUUAAAUGAUAAAAUUAAAAUAGAACCAAAGAAAGGGUUAAAUGUAGAAGUAGCUUCAUCAGAAGGAUCAGACAUGGAGUCAUAUAUACUUGGUAAAAUAAAGGAAGCAAAUGGCAUUAUAAAAAAAAUAGAGGAUGACACAGGUUAUAUAAAAAAUAAACAAAUAGAAGGGGAAAAGCUUUCAACAGAAGCCAAUAACAUUUAUAGUGUAGCAAAGCUAAAAAAUGAAUUUAACAACAAUAAAAAUAAAGCAAAACUUGAGGAAGUAUUCGUUUUAUCAGAAAUAGAGGAAGCAUUAAAUAAGUUAAAAAAUGUGGACAAAGUAAAAUGUCAUUAUGAUAUUUAUGAUAACAUACUAGAAAAUAAUGAAGAAUACGAGAAUUUUAAAAAAAUUUCAUCUAUUUAUAAUUCUGAGAAGAUCAAAAUAGUAAAAGAAGACUAUAUAAAUGAAAUGAAAACGAAUAUAAAUAAUUACAAGGAUAUGUUAAGAAAUUUAGACAAAAAGGUUGAAUAUUCCAGUGAAAGUAACUCUGAAAUUGCCGAUCUACAGAAAUACAACGUUGAAAUUGAAGAUAUUAUUAAAAAAUUAAUUAUCAUAGAUAAUAAUGUUAAAGGAAUAAAUUCCUCACUUGAUGAAUUGUUAGAUUUAGGAAAUAGUUGUCAAUUUCGUAGGAAUUUUAUAAUUAGUAGUUCUGUGAAUAUUAAAAUAUCCAAAUAUUUGGUAAUGAUUAGAAAACAGAAAGAAAAUAUUUCAAAAUGUUUAGAAUAUGUUAAAAACAAUUAUCAAAAUAUGAUUAAUUUCGUUUCUCAAUUGAAUGAAUUUCAGGAUGGAUUAGUUAAUAGUAUUAACCUAGAGGAUAAAACAUCUGAUGCAGAUAAAUGUUAUAAUGACUUUGUGAAAGAAGAACAAGAAGCAAUUAAAACCGUGAACUAUAUAAAAAAGGAAAUAUAUUCUUUCAACGAUAAUGUAGAUGCAACAAUUUUGGAGAAUCGUAUAAAAAAUAUUGUAGACUAUUACAACAAACUGAAGAUCAAAAAAGUGGAAAUAGAUGAUAUUUAUAAAAACAUGAACAUGAUUAAAUUAAAUGAAGUUGAAAGAAGUCAUGAUAUUUUUAAUCAUAUAGCUGAAUUGUUUAAAAAGGUAGAAGAAAUAAAAGGGAAAGAAUUGUUAGAGAGAGAAAAUAAUUUAAAGAGUAUUUACAAUUUCAUAAAAUUGAGUGAAACUGAUUUGAAUAACUUUGAUAAGAAUUAUACACCAGAAUCUAGAGAAAAAAUAAAUAAAAUAUUCAAUAAUAUUAAUUCAAGAAUAAAGAGAGUUCAUCUCAAUGAUGAUAAUGAAAAUGAAUAUAACAAUGUGAAAAAGUAUGUAAAUCAAACUAAGCAUUUAAUGAAUACAACAAAUUUCAUGGUCAAGGAAUUAGAAAUGUUACAAAAUGAGAAUAAAAACGAAUUCGUAGAAAAUACAAAUAUUAGAAACGAAUUAACUGAACAAACCAAUAACAUUAUGAAUAAUAUAAAUUCCUCAAAAGGGACUUAUGGAAAAAUAUUUGAUAUGAUAAAAGAUAAUGAAACCAUCUUAGAAAGAAUUAUUUUGAAGAAGAAGGACAUUAAUGAUACACUUGAUAAUUUAAAUAAAACAAAAGAAAACUUAUUAAUGCAUUUAACUGAAGGGGAGAAAUUGUAUCAUAUGAGAAAAAAAUUAGCAGAAGUUAAUAAUAAUACUGAUGAAAUUAUAAAAAAAUACAGGACAUAUGAGGAAAUAACAAAUAAACUCCUAAGUAUGAAUGUCAGAAAAUUUCAACCAAAGGUUUACAAGUCUGUUACCGAUAUAGAUGAAGAAUUAAAUUAUAUAAAAACUUUCAAUAAUGAUUUAAUAGACAGCAAAUUUAAAAUUGAAAAAGUGUUAGAAAAUAACAAAAAGAAAAAGGAUGAAAUGGAUAUGAUACUUAGUACAAUUUCUAGAGAUAAUAUGAAUAUAUACGAAUAUGCAAAAGGUUGCAUUGAUAGUGUCAUUAAUGUAGCUAAAAAGUUAGCUGAAACAAUUAAAAAUAUGGAUACAUUAAUAAAAGAAAAUGAAGCUACAAUGGAAGAACUUAAUGCUCAUCGAAAGAAGUUACAAAACGAUAAGAAUAUGUCUAAUAAUUUAGUUAAUAUAGAAAAAGAAAAAAUAGCGCAAGAAAAUAUGGAAGCAGAAAUAUUAAGUAAACCGAAAAAUAUGAGUUUAAAGGAUAUUCCCAUUGUUGACAAAGUUAUUGGCAAUAAAGAAAUACAUAAUGUAAACUGGGACGAAGUAAAACAAGAAAAUGUCAUAUUGGAGAAGGGGUUUAUGAAAAAAAAUGUUCACACAAGUGAUGUUUCAAUAAAUAAUAAAAAAGUUAAAGAAUCCGAUAAAAUGGUAAAUGAAAAAUCGACAAAACAAAUAAACAUCCAGAAAAAUGGCCAAGAUAAUAGCCAUUUAAGUAAUGACCAUAAUAACACUGGAAUACAUACACUGUAUAUGGUAAAGAGACAUAAUACAUCAGAUAAUAAUUAUAAUGCUAGUGAAAAUGAGAAUAAUAAAAAUGACGAAUUAAAUAAAGAAGGAAGUUUUUUUUUAUUUAUCUACACAGGGGUACUGUGUGGUGUUUUGUUCAUGUGCAUUUGUGUUAUCUACUAUUUCUUAGACAAAAAAAAAAUGUACAAUGAACAGAUGCGAAAGGGAAUCAAUAAAGAAAAAAAAAUUGUUAUGGAAACAAAAAUCAAUGCAUUUGAAGAAAAAAGCGACUUAAAAUGUCAUUUAAGAGAAGAGGUUAUUGAUGUAUCUUUUGUUGGUCUUGAAGACAGUUUGGAAUAA